GAGGACCCGCCAACAUCCUUGCUGCUGCGCUAGGCCCGGGGCGUGCCCGCUGCUGCUCCCACCUUUGGGCCCCGGCUGGGGUCGCCUGGGGCCUGCGGUUGCGGACAUUGCGGGCCGGCAGGCAGAGGCUCAGACCCAGGCUAUACCCCCGCGAGGGCAGCGGCGUGGGACCACGGCCAACUGGCUGACCCACGGCGGCUCCGGCCAUGCCCAUCUGGCCCUGGGGGAUGCUGGUGACGGCGGGCACGCUCUUAGCCGCGUUGAGCCCGGGGCCGCCAGCGCCCGCCGACCCCUGCCAUGAUGAGGGGGGCGCACCCCGAGUCUGCGUGCCUGGCCUGGUGAAUGCGGCCUUGGGCCGCGAGGUGCUGGCGUCCAGCACGUGUGGGCAGCCUCCCACGCAGACCUGCGACUCCUCAGACCCGCGGAGGGCACACCCUGCCACUCUUCUGACCUUUGCAGGGGGUACCACAAGCCCUGUGUGCUGGCGCUCGGACUGGCUGACUCAGGCCCCCCUCAACGUGACUCUCACAGUACCCCUGGGCAAAACUUUUGAGCUGGUGUUCGUGAGCUUGCGCUUCUGCUCCACACCCCCGACCUCAGUGGCCCUGCUCAAGUCACAGGACCAUGGCCGCAGCUGGGUCCCGCUGGGCUUCUUCUCCUCCUGCUGUAGCCUGGACUAUGGCCGCCUGCCUGCCCCUGCAAAUGGCCCAGCUGGCCCCGGGCCUGAAGCUUUGUGCUUUCCUGAGCCCCAGACCCAACCUGAUGGUGGUGGCCUUCUGGCCUUCAGCGUGCAGGACAGCAGCCCGCCAGGCCUCGAUCUGGACAGCAGCCCGGUCCUCCAAGACUGGGUGACCGCCACAGACAUUCGAGUAGUGCUCACAAGGCCUGCCAUGCUGGGGGACACCAGAGACUCCGAGGCUAUGGUCCCUUACUCUUACUCAGCCACUGAGCUCCAGGUGGGCGGGCGCUGCAAAUGCAAUGGGCAUGCCUCAAGGUGCUUGCUGGACACCCAGGGCCACCUGAUCUGCGACUGUCGGCAUGGCACCGAGGGUCCCGACUGUGGCCGCUGCAAGCCAUUCUACUGCGACAGGCCGUGGCAGCGGGCCACAGCCCGGGAAGCCCACGCCUGCCUUGCUUGCUCCUGCAAUGGCCAUGCCCGCCGCUGCCGCUUCAACAUGGAGCUGUACCGACUGUCCGGCCGUCGCAGUGGCGGUGUCUGCCUCAACUGCCGGCAUAAUACCGCUGGCCGUCACUGCCAUUACUGUCGGGAGGGCUUCUAUCGUGACCCAGGCCGUGCACCGAGUGACCGCCGUGCUUGCAGGGCCUGUGACUGUCACCCUGUUGGUGCUGCUGGUAAAACCUGCAAUCAGACCACAGGCCAGUGUCCCUGCAAGGAUGGUGUCACUGGCCUCACCUGCAAUCGCUGCGCUCCUGGCUUCCAACAGAGUCGCUCGCCGGUGGCACCCUGUGUUAAGACCCCUGUCCCUGGACCCACUGAGGAGAGCAGCCCUGUGGAGUCGCAGGACUGCGACUUGCACUGCAAACCCACUCGUGGCAGCUACCGCAUCAGCCUGAAAAAGUUCUGCAGGAAGGACUACGGUAGGCACUCCUCAGGCCUCCUACCCCCACCUUCUCACCUUGCCCUUCCCACUUUCCCUUUGGAUACCCUGGCUCUUGCGGGGCCCCAAGGCCAUCCCCCAUCCCCCAGGUGCCCCACUGGGCCCGAUAGCCGGCCGCUCACUCGACUCCUGCGUGGAGUAACCGCUCGCGAAUCCCUGCCCCUCCGCGCCGGGGCCACUCCUGGGCCUUGCAAGCUCCCACCGCCCGGCCGAGGGGCGUCGGUGCGCAUGCCCAGAGCCCGCUUUGGCUGA
Miniopterus natalensis is the source of this 1871-nucleotide messenger RNA. The record is from RefSeq and is a predicted model, not a curated record. Lineage: Eukaryota; Metazoa; Chordata; Mammalia; Chiroptera; Miniopteridae.